This is a messenger RNA of Clonostachys solani, 837 nucleotides long. The record is from the annotation of a GenBank genome assembly. NCBI's taxonomy places the organism in Eukaryota, Fungi, Ascomycota, Sordariomycetes, Hypocreales, Bionectriaceae.
AUGUCGAGCCCUAGUCUUCCUUCUGAUAAGAAUCUGUCCAACAAUGACCGGCGAAAUGCUGCCCUCAAACUCAUUGGAAAAUUGUUCCCUGACAAGAGUCUUGAAGUCCUUGACCCACAAACGGUUCUCAAGACCUACAAAAAACCUUCCACCAACAACACCACCACAGGCAACGGCAACCUUCAGGCCAAAUACACCUGUGUGACUGAGAAGUUUGACACCAGCUCCGUGGCCUCCAUUUUGGUUGGCUUGUUUACGGAGAUCCCACGCUGGAAGUAUGGAUCGGUUGUAAACUACGCCACCUAUGCCAACGGCUAUCCCAGCCCAGACGACGCCAAGUAUGCGGCCGUCAGUUUGUGGGAGGCGGCGGAACAGUGGAACAGCUACAACUUGGGUGUGACCUUCAAAUGGGUCAACAACCUCAAACAAGCUGCAUUUGUCCUCGAAUUCGGCGGUGAUAAGGGUGGCGUUAUGGCAUCGGCCUUCUUCCCCAACCCCCAGCCGUUGAACACUCUGUUCGUCUACAGUUUCUCUUUCACGGACAAGAAAAACCGAGAGACGCUCAAAAACACCUUCCUGCAUGAACUUGGCCACACCCUAGGCCUUCGCCACGAGUUUGCCUUGGACCCCGACCGUUACGAGGGAGGGGCACAGGUCUAUGGAACACGAAACCCGCUCUCAGUGAUGAGCUAUAACCUGCCUCCGCAGGUGCAGAAGACCGAUAUUGAUGAUAUCACAUCGUUCUACAAGCUCCCAGCAGAGGUUACGUUGCCAAAGGAUAACAAGAACCCUUCUACGCAGAAGACAAUGAUCAUCAAGGAUUACGCUCCCGCUUGA